Messenger RNA from Talaromyces proteolyticus, 1260 nucleotides. RefSeq names its product putative amidohydrolase. The transcript has a single exon. The record is from RefSeq and is a predicted model, not a curated record. The coding region runs from base 1 to 1260 and encodes 419 amino acids. NCBI's taxonomy places the organism in Eukaryota, Fungi, Ascomycota, Eurotiomycetes, Eurotiales, Trichocomaceae. Gene Ontology annotation, molecular function: hydrolase activity.
AUGGCACGCGACCUGUCAGCCACUUUAAAAAGUGCUUCUUUAAACUUGGCUCCGUAUGAGGAUCUGUACAAGUAUUUCCACACCCAUCCCGAACUGUCGCUACAAGAAGAAUCUACAUCUCAAAAAGCCGCAGCUCAUCUGUCUCAGUUGAAAGUUUAUGAGAUCCACACACAUAUCGGUGGUUAUGGCCUUGCAGGAGUCCUUAGAAAUGGACCUGGAAAGACCGUCCUAUUGCGUGCCGACAUGGAUGCACUCCCAGUCAAGGAACUCACCGGACUUCCAUACGCAAGCUCGGUCACCAUGCGCGACGCGGACGGCGUCGAAAAACCAGUGAUGCAUGCAUGUGGACAUGACAUGCACAUGACUUGUUUACUUGCAGCGGCGGAAACUCUUGCGAAUCUUCGGCACGCGUGGAGCGGAACGUUGAUCGUGCUGUUUCAGCCCAACGAGGAACGAGGCGCAGGCGCGCAGGCUAUGGUUGACGAUGGACUCUACUCUAAAAUCCCUGUUCCGGACUAUGUCUUUGGCCAGCACGUGAUGCGUAUGCGUGCAGGAAGUGUUGGAUCACGGCCCGGCACGAUCAUGGCUGCUGCUGACAGUCUUAAGAUUACUGUCUAUGGGCGAGGUGGCCAUGGGUCGUUGCCACAUCAGACAGUAGAUCCUGCACUUCUCGCGGCGCAUAUUGUUGUUAGACUGCAGGGGAUUGUAAGCAGGGAGAUUGAUCCAAGCGAUCUGGGAGUCGUGACUGUUGGGAGUCUGCAAGUCGGACAGACAGAGAAUAUCAUUGCAGACCGGGCUGAAAUAGGGCUUGAUUUUAGGACUGUCAAGCUGGAGACCCGACAGAAGAUUCUUUCUGCUGUUCGACGCAUUGUUGAGGCUGAAUGCGUGGCUAGUGGCUCGCCGAAACCCCCAGUGUUUACUCCAACACGACGAUUUCCACCCACCUCAAAUGACACAGAGGUAGCGUCUCAAUUGGCAGCAUCUUUCGAAACGCAUUUCGAGGAAUUUGACGGGGAUACACCGAGAACCAAUGUUAGCGAAGACUUUUCGACGCUGGGCACUUGCAAAGAUAUUCCAUGCAGUUUUUGGUUCAUUGGGGGCAUUGAUCCAGGACUCUGGGAUAGGGUUCACAAAGAAGAAAAUCCCACAGAAGAGAUACCUGGGAACCACUCUGCCCUUUUUGCACCUGUUAUUCAACCGACGAUGAGAACUGGAGUGGAUGCUCUUUGUAUUGCAGCUUUGACGUUUUUGAGGAAAUAG